This is a messenger RNA of Limulus polyphemus (Atlantic horseshoe crab), 2343 nucleotides long. RefSeq names its product protein Fe65 homolog. Gene Ontology annotation, cellular component: nucleus; cytoplasm. The transcript has 16 exons. Gene Ontology annotation, biological process: regulation of DNA-templated transcription. Bases 214 to 2328 code for a protein of 704 amino acids. The record is from RefSeq and is a predicted model, not a curated record. Gene Ontology annotation, molecular function: amyloid-beta binding; transcription factor binding. NCBI's taxonomy places the organism in Eukaryota, Metazoa, Arthropoda, Merostomata, Xiphosura, Limulidae.
UUAUGUUCUUCAGUGGUUACAAGAUCUCUAGUUACAGAAAAGGAAAAAAAAACUUUGUAUUUCUAUGGCUUAUAAAGCCAUCUAUGAAGCUAAUAUAUCUGUCUAAUGUCUGGGCGUGGCAAAACCUUCUGCUGUCUUAUGCUCCUUUUGAGGAAGUUUUUUUAAAGAAUUGAGUAAAAUAUUAUGACCUCCUGAAGGCUGACUGACGUCACAAUGGAAAACAUACUGGUUGUCAAUAACGGAGUGUUAAGUUUUGCCAAUCCUAACUUCCACCUCGAUCCAGCUGACAUUAACAGUAAUCCACAGCCAACUCUUGAACCAUCGGACUCGGAUGAUCGCAUGUACGACAAGUUGGAUGCUGGUCACGCACGUGGACGAAGUCAAGAAGAGUCACAAAAUGAGGAGUCUUUGGAUUACAAUCUGAAUUCCACGUCUGGUAGAACAGAAACAGUCAUGGCAAACCCAGAUUUAGAGAGUAACGCAAGCAGUACAGCUUGCAAGAAAACUUCAGAAUCCGUGAAUAACAGAUCUAAUGAAAGAAAUUCCAACGAGAACGUGACGAUAAAAAAAACCAACGGUUUACUGGAAUAUUACUUGAGUCUGGAAGCCGCUGUGAGACAACAGCAAGAAGCCAAUCAGAAAGAAGCAGAAGAAGAGCUGAAAAAAAGGAAUGGUAACAAUAAUGAAUUUAUGAAAGCAGAAAACUCAGCGAGAAAUGUUGCAACGCAGAAGCUUCUAGCAGCGUCUCAAAGCCAUAAGGAAGCAAAUAGAGAUGUUCCACUUACAGAGGGCGUUGUCAGUAAAGAUUCAUGUGCCACUGAGGUUAAACGACGGUCACACCCGUCACCUGACAAACCUUCAGCCGAAAAACAAGAUUCUCCUUCAGAUGGGUCUCUUGACGCGGAAGAAUCUAACACAUAUGUCGCUUUUAAAGACGAUCUGCUCCCACCUGGCUGGGAGAAACACGAGGACAAAUCAACGGUGCUGUUUCCGUUUCCAGAUGAAAGUGGUCCUUACUAUUGGCACAUCAACAGCGGGAGUAUUCAGAGGCAGCCACCCCCGCCAACAGUGCCUCCUAUGAUUAACUACAGCACUAAGCCAAAACGGUCAUCUCUUGACCUGGAAUCUGUUUGGAACCCUUUAUCUAGUCUAACAACACCAUCUCCUCCUUCGGCUAAACCGUUUGAAGAAGUAAAUAGCUCUGGACUGACUCGACGUCAAGAGAACCAGUUGAAGAGAAGAAGUUACCCACAACGAUCGUGUAGCCUAACGCCUGAUAAGAAACCCAUCAGGUUUGCUGUAAGGUCUCUGGGAUGGGUGGAGAUAGCAGAGGAAGAUCUGACACCCGAGAAAAGCAGCAAGGCUGUCAACAAAUGUAUCGUGGAUCUUAGUCUUGGAAGGAAUGAUAUCUUGGACGUCGUAGGACGCUGGGGAGACGGUAAGGACUUGUACAUGGAUCUGGACGACUACUGCCUUCGUUUAAUCAAUCCUCAGGACCUAACAGUUCUAAACACCCAGCCAAUCCACACUAUACGUGUGUGGGGAGUUGGGAGGGACAACGGCAGAGAAAGAGAUUUUGCGUAUGUUGCUCGAGAUCGAGCUUCUCGCAAGCACAUGUGCCAUGUCUUCCGCUGUGACAUCCCUGCUCGAAUCAUCGCUAAUACACUGAGAGACUUGUGUAAGAAGAUAAUGUUAGAGCGCAGUUACCAACAGAAUCUGGCUAAUCCCAUUCCUCAACCUAUUUCAAAGCCAACAGCGAAUGCUCAUAGACAGGGGAUAAAAACAGCCGCUAUUCGCCCGACUAACCUCCCAGUGGAACAGAGACGCAUCAGGCACAUCAAUUCCAGAAACGCUUACAAUAGUCAGUCUUUUCCUACACCAAUGGAAGAACCAAGGAAAAUACUUAAAGUGUAUUAUCUAGGAACCACACUGGUGCCUAAGCCUACCGGCAUGGACGUAAUUAACGGCGCCAUAAACGAGUUGUUGGUCUCUGUACCUACCGAAGCCUACAGAUAUGUUAACGUUAUCGUGUCUCCCUCUACAAUUUCUAUUUCCAAAAUAGGCCCCGACCCAAGGUUGUUAGCUGAAUGUAGAGUGCGUUACUUAUCAUUCUUGGGUAUUGGACAAAUUGUAAAACACUGUGCUUUCAUCAUGCACACAGCCGAUGACCAAUUUAUUGCCCACGUUUUCCAUUGUGAACCCUCUUCUGGAGCGCUUUGUAAAACAAUAGAAGCAGCUUGUAAGCUACGUUACCAGAAGUGUCUUGACGCCCAUCGAGAAGCUUUGGCAAGAAAAAAUGGCAAAGUUCAAGAAAGGAAGGUAAAAUAAAAUGGUUAUCAAAUG